Messenger RNA from Penicillium arizonense, 1614 nucleotides. RefSeq names its product PH domain protein. Bases 1 to 1614 code for a protein of 537 amino acids. The record is from RefSeq and is a predicted model, not a curated record. The transcript has 3 exons. Lineage: Eukaryota; Fungi; Ascomycota; Eurotiomycetes; Eurotiales; Aspergillaceae.
AUGUCCACUCCGACGAGCCCCACAGACGUUAAGCUGCCGCAGCGGUCUGGCACCGUGAGCAGCGCCUUCACUCGUCGUACUUCGAUGAGUGAUGAUGAGGCUAUUCCCAACACCGAUAGCAGUGAGACUACCACUCUCCUGCUUGAACGUCUCCGCGCCUGGAAGCACAUGUGCGGAUAUCUCGAGGAUUACUUCGCUGCUACCGCCAAGGUGCAGAAGUCUCAGUCCAAGGACUAUGAGAAGAUCCUUAAGACCGUAAACGAACCCCUCAAGGAAGGUCACCACUUCAGCUCCAGCGCCGGCGGUGUGACUGGCCUGUUCGAGAACCUUCGCAACAAUACCCAGGGCAUGGUGAACAUGCACCUGGACGGCGAAAACAACAUCAAGAAAGGCAUCCUCCCCACCCUCGAGCGUCUCCACAAAGAGAUCAAGAACAAGUCCAAGGAGCUCAGCUCCGGCGCCUCAAAGGGCGCCAAGGCAGUCGAGAAAGCCCGCGGUCUAACCCAGAAGCACAUCGAGCUCCUAGGCCAGAACUCGGCCUCCUUCGACGCAGCAGCCUCCAACAAGAUCGAGCAACAGCACGAUCCCUACCUCCUCAAGCGCGGUAUCAACCACCGCCUCAACAACCAAGUUAAAGAGGAAAACAACCAUCGCCAGGACAUCCUCGCCGUGCAAAACUCAUUCCAACAAUUCGAAUCCCACGUCCUCCAAACCGUCCAAGGAACCCUGGAACAAUUCCACCAAUACAUGGGCGGCCAACUCGAACGCCAGCGCGCCAUGUACGCCGACAUCCUCGGCACAGCUCAGCGCAUCCCCCCAGACUUCGAAUGGAUCAACUUCUGUGUGCGCAACGACGCAACCCUCGUCAACCCAGACUCCCCGCCACGCUCCUUCUCAAGCAUCACCUUCCCAAACAUGGACCACCGCUCCACUCAGCCCCUAAUCGAGGGCUCGCUCGAGCGCCGCUCCCGCGCUGUCAUCAAGGGCUACAGCACCGGCUACUACGUCGUCACCCCAGCCCGCUACCUUCACGAGUUCAAGGACAACGACGACUUCCGCCGCGACCCCACCCCUGAACUGUCCCUCUACCUGCCCGACUGCAUCGUCGGCGCUAUCGACGGCGUCAAGUUCAACGUCAAGGGUAAGGACGUGUCAAGCGGCAAAAUCGGUAACGCCUUCCACACAAACACCGAACUCAACUUCAAGGCUCAUACCCCCAAUGACGCCGAGAAAUGGUGGUCCACUAUCAAGGAUGCAACCCGCGGCCCGGCCCCGGCAGCAGCCGCAGCUGCAACUUCGCCUACGGCCGCUUCCCCGGGUGGCUCGGUUAGUCCCUCGCGCAGCGUCUCCGCCCAGAGCCAACCCCCGACUUACGCUGAGAAGGAGAAGCAGCAGGAAGCGCAGACUGGUCAGACUUCCGGUGUGACUUCUACCUCGCCUACUGCUGCUUCCCCUACCACGGCUUCGGCGUCUGCUUCGCCUGUCGAUGCUAAGGACUAUGCUGCUUCUUCGGCGGCUCCUACCCCUGGUAUUAAUCGUACCACUAGUACUGCUAGUCACUUCCACGGUUCCCCUGGUGGUACGGCUGUGCAGGAGAAAACUGAAAAGUCAUAA